Messenger RNA from Amoebophrya sp. A25, 3494 nucleotides. The record is from the annotation of a GenBank genome assembly. NCBI's taxonomy places the organism in Eukaryota, Dinophyceae, Syndiniales, Amoebophryaceae.
GCAGCUAUUUCGCGAGAUGCAGACUCGUGAAAAAUGAAAUCUUUGAAUGUCAUCACAGAAAUAUUCUGUCUGAUUCUCCGUGGCAGUUGAAUAAGCGUGAUUUAAGGAUUAAGACAGCGAUGAAUGAAUUUGAGAAGAUGCAGUCAGAAAGAUAGAAAGAGUAGACUACGAAGAACCCUGGAUCGUCGUGACAAUCGAAAGAUAGAUGUGUUCUAGUACAUUUUUUUUACUCCAUCAGCACGGGGUAUUGCGAAGCGAGUAUCAGAAGUGCUUUCAUGUUCGUGCCCUUUUCGGUGUAAAGGAUGUCCCUUUUUUGUGCCAUGCUUGAGAGAUGAGCGUGAGACUGUACUUACCAUUGUCAGCGAACCCCUUCUGUAAUCUAUACGGGGUCAACGCCUGAGCAGUGUUGAGAGAGGAAGAGACAACAUUUUUGCGCGAACUAAGAGGCCCUACCGUUUUUUUUCUUCACAGACAACUCGUAGUUGUAUGUUGGUGCUGGCUCACUUGUGAUUCAUCAUUCGUCUGUUUCUUCUGUUGGCCGUUAUUCAGCUUUUUUCCAUGUAGUUUUAGUUGGGGAGAUUACACUUAUAGUUUUUGGAAUGAACCACCAUAGACGCAUAGAUCCAAGUGAGACGUCUUCAAGAGAGGCAAUCUUGGAACUCUUUUUCCACUCCCUUUCUCCCAACAUCACAGCCAACAUAUUUUUGAACAACCUGAACCCACAGCUUUCCCGUUGUCGCAUUUUUAUUGCUUCUCGGAAACACGAUAUAGCACAUCGCAAAUCCAUCAUACAUCUUCACGACCACGAGCUCACAACAUUUUUCAGCGAGCUUCAAACUAACAUCUCCAAUCCGUAGAACUUGAAGAGUAGUUUUUCUUUUUGUUGUACAGUUUUAAUAGGGGAUCACGUUCGAGUAACUUUGUUACAUACAACAACAACACAUCGACACAUCGACAUCUUCUUCUUCACCGAAUCGAAGCUCCGAGGCCAACAUCGAACGUCAACCUCAAACGUCAACCUCAAACGUCAACCUCAAACGUCAACCUCAAACGUCGCAGUCUUUGACGAAGAGAAGACUACCAAAAUGUCUCUGCCACCGUACCGUGAGCCGUUUCUGUUGAACAAGUUCUUGGACGCUGAAGUGCAGGAGUCCUAUGAGUUUCGCAGACCAUGCCUCGGAUCGAAGAACUACUGCGAUUAUGAGUUCUUCAAACGCAUGAACGUCAAAGACAACUUCGUCGAAGCACGCUUUCCACGAUUCAAGCAUGCCGAUUUCUUGUACAUUUCCGCCUCUUUUGAUAUCACUGCUAUCUCUCUCACGAAUGGGUACACUACUACUACUACUAUCUCUCUCAUUCUCUCACCAGGAAAGUUUCUGCUAACAACUGUCACCACUAUGGUUGGUCAACAUCUUCAGUUACACUUUUGAACUUUCAUCUUCAGUUACACUUUUGGUUGGUCGCCUAUUUGCGAGUUACAAAAAUUUAGAACUUUCAUCCCCACCCAAGUAACUUAAACUUAGGUACACGGAAUAACUUAAACUUAGGUACAAGCUUCCAAAUGCUGCCGUAACAAGAGGAGAUGUCGAGGUGGCAAAGGCUAAAGGUGAGUUGUCUCCUCGUGGCAAUGAGAAAGCAGAGUGGGGUACGACCUGCGACAAUCACCACGUACAGCAAAGAACAGCAUUCCCAGAACGAUGCAGAGAAAUUGAGGGAAAUGAUGUACUACACUUAUUUUUUCAGUUUUGAAUCUUCGAGUUUAUUUGUCUUUUGAUGGGGAAAGAGUAGCUUCUUUGGAAGGUGUUUAGCACUUCAUGAAUAGACAUCUCUCAAAUGUUGAUGUCUAAAUGAAGAGUGAUACCGACUUCACGUUAACCACGUAUUUUAACCACGUAUUAAAUCCCCACUUCUUAAUUCCCUCUACAGAAAAUGAUGAUGAGCGGACCGCCAGUUUUCAAGACGGCGAUGGACAACCUCAAGAAUGGCAGCCAGGAUUUGAGCUAUCGCAGGUACUGUCGUAUUUCACAAGGAUACUCGAUUCAUUUUACGAGUAGACGAUGGACCAUUGUCUCCUUGCUAGAAGAAAUUGUAACUAAAAGACCAGAAGAAAUCGAAAUCUAUUCUCCAUUAUUAAGAGUAUCUCCAUACUGGUAGGAUCCUACACAACCUUACCCAAGACAACCUUCCUUUAUCCCCCAUGGCCACUCUCUCCCUACAGAUUGCGGUAUAUGGAACGCACUGAUGGCGGGCGAGUGUUUGAGACUCGUGCUCGCGACGAGCGAUGGGAUCGAUUCCGUGAGGGUGCUGGAGCCAUCACACGCACCAAAUUCGCGCCAAAGGAACAACUCAAGCAACGCUAUGGAACAUUCCGCGUGCCAGGUACUACUCUAUGGGUUUACCCUGAUACGGGAUUUGUAUCAUCUCUUCGUACUUACUUUCUUGUAUCAUCUCUUCUUACUUUGAUUUUUCACAGGGUCCUCAUCUGCAACUGCUCCGACAUUGCUAGCGAUAAAACUUCCGUAGCAUAGAAUUCUGUGUUCGUGGGAGGGGUACCAUUUACCAUUACUUCGAAACAUAUCGGUGUCGAGUGUUACCAUUUUUUACCACUACCAUUUACUAAAUGACAGGCCGAAACCAGUCGGUGCCGAGUUUGCCUUACUGGAGCGACAGUGGGGCGAUCACUCCGCAAACGGGUGUGCUUUAAGCAUUUAACGAUUUUCAAGUUGGGAAUAAGAACUACAUCAUGAAGUCAACAUAGAUAUUGAAUAAGUACCUGCUGAAGUACGAGGACUAGAACGAAUGUAGACUGAAUCAACAAUAUUGUAUUAACGAACAACGACCACACAACUACUGUAUAUAUAUGUUUAUUGAUCAUAGGAGGGCCUUGGCCAGUUGUUAUAGGGGAAUCGUGCACAGCACUUGUAUAAUAAAUUCUAAGUUGGAUAUGGAUGUGAUACUAGAUACCAGAAGUAUGCGCUAUGUUUAGGGAUAAUGUUCGUGAUGUGCUGGAGGAGGUAGUCACAUUUCGUACAACACACACUGUAUUUUACUAUUUAUUGGAAGAAGGCAGCUUAGACAUUGUGGAGCUGGACUGAAGAAGGUUCAUAUGAAAAUGUAUAAUUUUUCCUGUAUAUAAGCGAAAACUUCUAUGACUUUCAUCUAAGAAGCAUAUUUUCUUUCAAUAAGCAAGAACGACUUUUUCUCCAAGUAUGUGUGACGAUUCGUAAGCAGCUUCCGCUUUUGUAGUUAGGGUACCUAAAGAACGACCUUCUAAAGAACGACCUCUGUGCUUUGAAUCGUCUCCAUGCUGGGGAGGAUAAACUUCAUAAUUCAUAUUUUGGGACUGGGAUAACAUCAAUAACUUCGGACUUCAAUUAAUCUCAUUUGAAACACAUGCUAGAAAACUACGAUCGCUGCCUGCUCCCUGGUGGUGGAGGAAGCUCUGCCUCUGCAUAUAAGGGCAGGCUUGUGAACACAUCGAAGGAACAAGUCAG